AUGAACAUUGAGACCAUGGCUGGCCUCAACGCUUUGUACGAACCGAUCUACUACAACGACCUCUCAAAAGACCACAACAUUGUGCACAUCAAGAAGGAUGGGAUGUUUGGAAUCAACUACCAGCUCAAAACAGCAGCUCUGCUCAACUCUAAAUGGGCUGAGCCCCUCCUGCUAGAUUCUGACAACAUCCCAAUGCUCGAUCCGGCGAUUCUUUACGAUUCACUUCAGUAUACCGAGUACCAUACGGUAUUUUGGCCUGACAUCGCGCGUACGCGUCCUCAGAACCCGGCCUGGGCGAUUUUCAAUACUCCAUGCCGAAUGGCUGAAUACGAGCAGGAGAGCGGUCAGCUUCUAGUUGAUAAGAGGCGCUUCUGGUAUCAUCUCCAGCUUGCCUCGUGGCUGAACAACGAACAGGGGAAAUACUACAAUGAUUUCCUGUUAGGCGACAAGGACAUGUUCCGCUUUGCGUGGCAUGCGUUGCAAACUUCAUUCGGGAAGCCAAAGAAAUGGCUUACGAGCGUGGGAACAAAGAAUGAUUGGUUCUACUGCGGGCAUUCCUUCGCUCAAUACCAUCCAGAUGACGGCCGCGUUGCAUUCCUUCACGGCGGACUGGUCAAGACAGUGUCGCUCGAGGUGUUGAGAUGGAAUCGUGACGUCAUGGGAGGUUAUCUACGACACUACAAGAGGGCAUUGAGCGAAGAAAGUCCACAGGUAAACAUUAACGUGGCUAUCAAGUGGGAUGGCGCUGCGUAUAUGCCCGACCACUCCGACAAGUUUACAGCGGCGCAGUGUACAGAAAUGCUCGAUGCUGAAGCAAGGGACGUGGACGAGAUCCUAUCUGGGCUCGAGCAAACGUUUCGUGAGCUCGGUGGAUACUGGCAGCUGGACCAGGAGGACACAAUGAAGUUGGGUCGGUUUGGGCCUUCACCUGCGAGCUGA
This is a messenger RNA of Colletotrichum spaethianum, 939 nucleotides long. RefSeq names its product alpha-1,2-mannosyltransferase MNN24. Gene Ontology annotation, biological process: mannan biosynthetic process. Gene Ontology annotation, cellular component: Golgi apparatus. The transcript has a single exon. Lineage: Eukaryota; Fungi; Ascomycota; Sordariomycetes; Glomerellales; Glomerellaceae. Gene Ontology annotation, molecular function: alpha-1,2-mannosyltransferase activity. The record is from RefSeq and is a predicted model, not a curated record. The coding region runs from base 1 to 939 and encodes 312 amino acids.